CGGCUCGUUUCCUCACUCAGUAUCACAAUUACACACAUCUACUUUUGCAAAUCCGCAAAAACGCUAAGAGAAAAAACAAAUGGCCGGUCUAGUGAAAUUGGCAUGCUUGGUCUUGGCCUGCAUGAUUGUGGCAGGUCCCAUCACAUCAAAGGCGGCUUUGAGCUGUGGCACCGUUAACACCAACGUGGCGGCAUGCAUUGGCUACUUGACCCAAGGUGGACCCCUUCCCAGAGCGUGCUGCACCGGUGUUAGUAAGCUUAACAGUAUUGCCCGUACAACUCCCGACCGUCAGCAAGCUUGUCGUUGCCUUAAAACUGCUGCGAGCGCCUUAGGCUCUGGUCUCAACGCUGGCCGGGCAGCUGGACUUCCUAAGGCAUGUGGAGUCAAUGUUCCUUUCCCCAUUAGCACUAGCAUCAACUGCAACGGCGUGAAAUAAGCAGCGUUCGGAUGAAGCUUGAGUGGAUAAUUCCCAUGCUAUGAAAUGGAUGAGAAUAUAUAUUUAAUAAGAUGUUCGAAUGGAUGUUUUCUAUUUUCCUGUCUUUUCUUUUUAUUAUGCCGACCCUAUUAACUGGUCGUUUGUAUUGUGUUCUCAAACAAACGUAAUAUGAAUUUCAAGAUUUUUAAUUUACGUUC
Molecule: messenger RNA, 633 nt
Organism: Brassica rapa (field mustard)
Lineage: Eukaryota; Viridiplantae; Streptophyta; Magnoliopsida; Brassicales; Brassicaceae
Product: non-specific lipid-transfer protein A
Biological process (GO): lipid transport
Molecular function (GO): lipid binding
Source: RefSeq, a predicted model, not a curated record